Fopius arisanus is the source of this 1047-nucleotide messenger RNA. RefSeq lists its product as uncharacterized. The coding region runs from base 1 to 1047 and encodes 348 amino acids. The record is from RefSeq and is a predicted model, not a curated record. Lineage: Eukaryota; Metazoa; Arthropoda; Insecta; Hymenoptera; Braconidae. The transcript has 5 exons.
AUGAAGGGUUAUUACGCAGAGACUAAUGACCCGAGGGAAAGACCUAGAACAAUCAAACUGAAUAUCAAUUACGAAUUAACUGGUGCUGCACAGCGAAAAUUCAUCCAUGACGGAGCAGACUCGAUUUACAACUGCAGAUUAAUUCUGCAGGUUCAGACACCGCAGUUAGAACUGCCUCCCAGAAUGUCCCUAAACAGAAUCACAAGAUUUGUAGAAUCUUGUUUAGAAAAUUACGUGUGCGAUAAUUUGAGGGAAGGGAGAAAUUAUUACAUCGAGGAUAAACCCAAGAAAAAAUUUUGCUUCCCCUCUGGAAAACCUGGAGCAUUUGCGGAAUUGGAAGAAGCUACUGGAAACACCGAGGCUAAGGGAGACUUCGGAUCUUUUCAGGGAAUUAUGAAUAAAAUAAUCGACGCAAGUCUGGAGGAAUUGAUGAAUGUCUUGAUUGACAAAGACGGUGCAUUCACUUUUCCAAAUAUCACCCACAAGUGCUCAGCUGGGAUCAGCUUUGUGCAGGCCAGAGCUAGACUGGAGAUAACAGGGGGAAAGCUCUAUGGUCUGUCAAACCUACGACGACAUGGACCCUUCAAGUUAGAAAGAUCUGGCCAAAAAUUGAUGUUCUCCAUGGGUGUAAAACUGCCAGUCGCACGUUUGGAAUUUCUGAAUUACACAUUCGCUUAUGAACCCGCAACUUUCAGUCUCGCCAAGAAGGCAUUCAAUCUUUUUAUGGACGUAUCACAGAGAGAAACUAUAAACAUUAACGGCGAUAUCAUACUGACGAUAAGUAGAAUGAAAUUGUCGGCAGAAGCAUUUCUUGAUUACUCGAAGACGCCCUGUGUCCAGAGGAUAGACAAAAUAAAAAUACUGGAAGUCAGUGAUAUCGAUUUGACCCUCACGGGUUUGGGGCUCGUAACGUACAUCAUUCAGGAAAAAUUCAACAUCAUCGCAGCUAUCUGCACUAAAAAUAUUGCACGGAUUCUGGAGAAAUCAUUUUUAGGAGCUAUUGAAAGCCACGUGCCAGACUCAUAUUGUGAAAAAUUCAGGACUUAG